CCAUUUUGUCGCGUGCAGGAAAGCUGCAGUGUUGAGGUUGGCAGCGCGGCGGUGUUUUUUUCCCAACACUGGAGUUUUAGGUUAGGCUUAUUUAAUAACGACAGCGAAGUGCAUUCACGAAACUGCAGCCAUGUCUGAAAACACUUCGGCAGCAGAUUCCGGACCCGCCGAGGUGCUGGAAGGCGCCGGUGUUCGCAAACUGUCCGAGCUGAGAGUGAUCGACCUGAAGGCCGAGCUGAAGAAGCGAAACCUGGACAUCAGCGGCAACAAGAGCCUGCUGUCCGAGCGCCUCAAGAAGGCCAUUGAAGAGGAAGGAGGCAAUCCUGAUGAAAUAGUGGUUCAACUUGAAAUAACUCCUAAAAAAACACCUAGAAGAGCACCUAAAGGGAAGAGACAAGACAAUGAUGAAUCGGAGGAUUGCACAAUCGAAGAGGAUUCUGUUGACGGCCAGGAUGAUCCUGAUGCACAUGCAGAGAAUCUACAGGAAAUGGAUAUCAUGGACAUGAACAUUCUGGAUGAAGCCGAGAUUGACAAUGGUGUGGCAGCUGAUGGUGAUGACUAUGAUGAGAAUGAACUUCUAGACAUGAUGUCAAAUGAAGCAGGGAAUGAAAAUGAUGAAAUUGCAGAUGCUUCAGCUCUCGAGUCACCAGGAAGACCUGAGACAGAGGAGGAAAUGGAAACUAAAGAUUCGAGCUCAGAAAGAAAACAGAGACUGGAUUCUCAGGAUCAUGAACAAGAAGAGGAUCAUGAAGAGACAAAAAGGGAAAUAGAAAGUGACAAAGUAGCCGGGUCUUGUAUAUCAGAGCUGCAUAAAGAAGAGCCAACUGAGGAGUCGAGUGAAGAGAAGAAAGCUUCAGUCUGGGAUUCUCACAAAGACGAAGUCAAUGUGUCCAACCUCAGUAAAGCUGAGGAUGCCAGCAAUAUGGAAGGAGAGUCAUCGGCUUGUGAAGCAGACAUUGACACGUCAAAGCAAAGCGAUGUCGAACCAACGUGCAAGGACCAACAAGGUGCUCAGGACAAUUCGACGGAUGCCGAGAGCGCAUCUGCUCAGGCCGCUAACGCAAACGAAACGGGCUUGCACGAAAUCGCAAACGCAGCCGAUUCGGAAACUGCGUCGAAGGCGGAGGGGUCUGAGGAAGACAAGAAGACUGAAGAGAGCGCUGCAGAUUCUUCAGAAGUGAAAGAGUCCUCUGUAGAGGGUGAUGAUCAGAAAAAGAGCGGUGAUGAAAAAUCAGGUAAAAGUGAGUCAAAAGAUGACAAAGGUAGUGCUGCAGCUAGUGGAAGAAACCUUUGGGUUAGUGGACUCUCUUCAACCACCAGAGCGACUGAUCUGAAGAAUCUGUUCAGCAAAUAUGGCAAGGUUGUUGGUGCAAAGGUGGUGACAAACGCCCGCAGCCCGGGGGCUCGAUGCUAUGGCUUCGUUACAAUGUGUUCUACAGAGGAGGCUACGAAGUGCAUCAACCAUCUGCACCGAACUGAGCUCCAUGGGCGAAUGAUCUCUGUAGAAAGGGCCAAGAAUGAGCCAGCGGGUAAAAAGCCUGCAGACAGAAGUGAUGCCAAAAAGUCCAGCAGUGACAGGAGACACUCAUCCGAGUCCAAGACUGAAAAAUCUGAUGGCAAGGAUGAAAAGGAUGAAAAAGAUGAAAAGGCUGAAGGCUCUGAUGACAAAGCCCGUGGAGAGAGGACUGUUGUGAUGGACAAAUCGAAAGGGGAGCCAGUCAUCAGUGUCAAGACUAAGAGCAAGGAGCGGAGCACGAAGAGUCGGGACCGCAAGUCUUCCAGCAAAGAGAGGAAGGACAUCCUGUCGUUUGACCAGAUCAAAGAACAGCGGGAGCGUGAGAGACAGAGGCAGCGUGAACGAGAAAUCCGUGAGGCAGAGAGACGUCGGCAUUCUGGCAGUGAUCGCGACAGUCGCAGCGAGCGUGAGCGUAUUCGUCUGUUCCGCGAGCGCGAGGAACGUGAGAGGCUGAUGCGCAAGCGCAACUGGCUCGAGGUGGAGAAGCAGCGGCUGGAGGCUGACCGUAUGGAGCGAGAGUUCUUGGAGCGUGAGCGCAUGCGAGUGGAAUACGAGCGGCGGCGUGAGCAGGAGAGAAUUCAUCGAGAGCGCGAAGAGCUGCGCAGACAGCAGGAACAACUUCGCUAUGAACAAGAGCGUCGCCCAAUUAAGAGGCCCUAUGAUAUGGAGGCCAGGAAAGACGACUGGCAGGUUAAGAGGAUGCCCAUGGAUGACCGUUACGGACGCUCAGACUUUGGACGACAGGAGCGCUACCAAGACUUUGACCACAGAGACCGCAACCGAUACCAGGAUGACAUGAUGAUGGACAGGAGGGAUGGUGCCAGAGGAGGUAUGCCUGGAGACAGAGAAGGCCAGCAUUUCCCGGAUCGGGAAAGACACGGGAGGGACUCUAGGGAUAACUGGGGUGCAGGUGGCUACGAUAAGCGACCCAUGAACCCCACAAGGCCGGUGCCUGGCAGGGAUAACAGAGAAUGGGAGCCUGGACGCAAGAUGGAAGGGGACCGGCCCUGGCAAGGUGCAGACCGGGGCAUUCCAGGCCAGAGUCACAUGGCCCGAGGAGGAAUGGCAAAUCGGGGUGGAUAUAUGCAGACCGGAACGUCCCAGUCCCUCUCUGGAGCCUUAAACCGACAGAACCAGAUGAUGCAGGGUGGUGGGAUGCAGGGAGGCGGAGCCUUUGGCCGGCGCUACUAACCCCUCCUAUCCUCGUUUUCUUUCUUUUGUUUUGUACCUAUUUGUGAGCUCACAGCUUGUAUAUAGCUUCUAAAGCUUUGUAAAUUUGUUUGACUUUUUAAAGAUUUUUUUUUUUUUUUUGGCCAUGCAACAGACGAAAAGAUCUAUUACAGAGUGCAGCAUCUAUGGUUUUAUUGUUUUUUUGUUUUCCCCUUCUCCAUCCAUUCCAAAACAUUUUAUGAUCAUUUGUUGUCUAGUGGAUUAGUUUCCUCAGUACAUACUCAGGAAUGGUCUCAGCUGAAACUUGAAAUGCGUGCCAUCACUCCCAGUGCUGUUCAUAAGGCAAGUUUCACUGGAUAAAUUGCAGAGGUUUUUGUUGUAUCACAGUAGUUAUAAUGCUGAUAUAAUUCAUUCUUCUGAUCAUGUUGGUCUAACUACAGUUUCCUGUCCAGUUGACCCUACACCUUGUAGUGGAAUUCAUUUGUGGUGUUUGCCCAGUGGAUGGUGCUGUUGCGCUGCAGUAGACAAGUUUCAUGUCUCUUCUGUCCUGUUUAGGAGAGCAACUGCAGUCCCUGCUGUAACAUACUGAUACUUUUUCAUUGUAACUGUUUUGGAUGAAGUCUUAAAGUCACCGGUGUGCAUGCUCUCCAUUUCUUUUCUUUUUCAGUACAUGUUUGGUUGAGUGGACAAAGGCUCUGAAUAAAGUUGUUUCUUAAAAGAAA
Colossoma macropomum (tambaqui) is the source of this 3408-nucleotide messenger RNA. RefSeq names its product scaffold attachment factor B (gene safb). The transcript is spliced from 21 exons. The coding region runs from base 131 to 2707 and encodes 858 amino acids. The record is from RefSeq and is a predicted model, not a curated record. Gene Ontology annotation, biological process: regulation of transcription by RNA polymerase II; regulation of mRNA processing. Gene Ontology annotation, molecular function: sequence-specific DNA binding; RNA binding. Gene Ontology annotation, cellular component: nucleus. NCBI's taxonomy places the organism in Eukaryota, Metazoa, Chordata, Actinopteri, Characiformes, Serrasalmidae.